Messenger RNA from Theobroma cacao (cacao), 1158 nucleotides. Its product is annotated as protein RESTRICTED TEV MOVEMENT 3-like. The record is from RefSeq and is a predicted model, not a curated record. Gene Ontology annotation, molecular function: protein binding. NCBI's taxonomy places the organism in Eukaryota, Viridiplantae, Streptophyta, Magnoliopsida, Malvales, Malvaceae.
UUUCUAUAUAUAUUUGACAAAUAAAAGAAAAAGUAAAAAGCAAAAGUAUAAAAAUUUUUAUAGUGGUUUUCAUGGAUGACAACUCCAAAAAACUUGGAAUCAGAAGAACCAUAAGAGAUUUCCCUCCAGCUCACUACUUAUUUAAAGUAGAAUCGUUCUCUUUGUUGGCCAAAACAGGGGUUGAUAAGUAUGAAUCUGAUGUAUUUGAAGCUGCGGGUCACAAAUGGAGAUUGUCACUCUACCCAAACGGAGACAAUAAAAGCAACGGAAGUGGCUUCAUCUCCCUUUACUUGGUAAUUGACGAAACAGAAAAUUUACCUCAUACUUGGGAAGUCAAUGUCAGCUUCAGGUUAUUCAUGCUUGACCAGAUUCGGGACAAGUACUUAACCAUUGAAGACGCUGAUGGGGCAGUCAAGAGAUUUCAUUGGAUGAAGACUGAAUGGGGCUUCGCCCAAUUACUCUCCCUCGAGUCAUUUUAUAACACUUCCAAUGGUUACCUUAUUGGUGAUUGUUGCAUAUUUGGGGCAGAGGUUUUUCUAAUGGAACGCAAUUGUAAAUGGGAGUGUCUUUCCAUGAUCAAGGAGCCUGAGGACAAUACCAUAACUUUCAAGAUGGACAAUUUCUCGAAAUUAGACAAGAAGUAUUAUGAAUCUUCCGUUCAUACCAUCGGGGAUUCAAAAUGGAAAUUGACAGUCUAUCCCAAGGGAAACGUAAAAUUUAAGGGCAAAGCACUCUCUCUCUUCCUAGAGUUAGUCGAGGCCGAGAAGCUUCCCCCUAAGCGGAAAGUAUAUGCAGAAUACAAGCUACGGGUAAGGAACCAAAUCAACGGUAAUCACAUGGAAUUCACAGUCGAACGUUGGUUCAGUGCAACAAGUGUAAACUGGGGUUAUCCACAAUUCAUUGCGCUGAAGCUUCUCCACGAUGCAUCCAAGGGUUACAUUGUCUAUGAUAGUCUGAUUGUUGAAGCAGAAAUUGCCCUCGUUUCUAAAGUCAAGCGUUUCUCAUAAAUAGAUUCAAUCUGGUGUUAACAGUACUAUCGAAUGUCUGAAUUUGUUUCAUGUUCUGGGCAUCCUGUUCUAAAUCAUGAUGAACAAUGAAAAUGUUUAAUUGUUUUCAGUACGCAAGAUUGAAUAAUCAUGUUAUAUCUUCUUUGGUUAA